ACAGUGCAGCGGAGCUUAAGAGAGUCAGAGAUUAUUCAUCUGUUUUUUUUUUUUGUUUUGUUGUUGUUGUUUUUUUUUUUUUUAAUUCAGGAUUCAUUUUCAGGGAUUUAAGAUUUUGUUGUGUCACCGGGAGCGACCUCUCCGACCAUGAAUCCUGAAUACGACUACCUGUUCAAGCUGCUUCUUAUCGGGGACUCUGGAGUUGGAAAGUCUUGUCUGCUGCUGCGCUUCGCGGACGACACCUACACGGAGAGCUACAUCUCGACCAUUGGAGUUGACUUCAAGAUCAGGACCAUCGACAUGGACGGGAAGAUGGUGAAGCUGCAGAUUUGGGACACUGCAGGUCAAGAGAGGUUUCGAACCAUCACCUCCAGCUACUACAGAGGAGCUCACGGUAUCAUCAUUGUGUAUGACGUCACUGAGCAGGAGUCCUUUAACAACGUGAAGCAGUGGCUGGAUGAGAUCGAUCGUUACGCCUGUGAAAACGUCUCCCGGCUGCUGGUGGGAAACAAGUGUGAUCUUGUUAGUAAGAAAGUGGUGGACGCUGCCACCGCCCAGGAGCUGGCCUCGUCUCUGAAGGUCCCCUUCCUGGAGACGAGCGCCAAGAGCUCAGAUAACGUGGAGAGGGCUUUCCUCACCAUGGCCUCAGAGAUCCACAAGCGCGUGGCCAGCGAGGGAGGGGGCAUGCACGGUGAGACGACAGAGGGCCGGGCCCAGGGCGCCAAGAUCAACAGCGCCCCUCUGUGGCUGGGAGGGGAGAAACAGACGCAGGAGGCCAGUAACUGCUGCUGA
Mugil cephalus (flathead mullet) is the source of this 792-nucleotide messenger RNA. RefSeq names its product ras-related protein ORAB-1-like. The record is from RefSeq and is a predicted model, not a curated record. Bases 148 to 792 code for a protein of 214 amino acids. The transcript has 6 exons. Gene Ontology annotation, molecular function: GTP binding; GTPase activity. Gene Ontology annotation, biological process: regulation of exocytosis; protein secretion. NCBI's taxonomy places the organism in Eukaryota, Metazoa, Chordata, Actinopteri, Mugiliformes, Mugilidae.